AUGCAGAUUAAGGAUCGCACCUUCAUUGUGAGCGGAGGCUCUUCUGGCCUGGGUCUCGCAACUGUCGUCAUCUUCCUCCAAAACGGCGCCAACGUCUCCAUUCUCGAUCUCAAUCCUCCGCCCUCCGACGCCUCCCUUGACCCAUCCCGAAUUCUUUUCACAAAGACCAAUGUCGCGUCUACCGAGUCACUACAAGAGGCGUUAAAGAAUACAUUAAAAUGGAUUCAAGGUACCACAAAACCGCUUUCUGGGGUCAUCUGCUCUGCAGGCAUUGGCUUAGCAGCUCUGGCUCUUCCUAAGCAGGACCCCUCGACGACGCAUGAAAGCGUUAAAUACAUGGAUAUGUCUGGCUUUGAUCGCACCUUGGGUGUCAACCUCCGGGGCACGGUAGACUUGAUCCGCCUUAGUCUACCGCACAUGGCGCUGAACACACCAUGGGGACCCGAUGGUGAGCGAGGGAUCGUCGUUAUAGUCUCGUCCGUGGCGGCAUAUGAAGGCCAAGUUGGCCAGCUAGCAUACAGCGCGAGCAAAGGCGCUGUGCGCAGUAUCGUCCUCCCGCUAGCUCGAGAGCUGGGCCGCAAGGCUGGUAUCCGAGUAAUGGGUAUUGCACCAGGUGUUUUCCUGACCGGACUGACCACGCAACCAAAGAAGCAGCAGCCGGAACAAGGACCCAAAAAGGAAGGCGGUGAAAAGCCAAAGCAGAGCACGGGAGCACGAGCAGGGAUCAAUACCGAAAUGAUCCAAUACCCCAUGCGUAUGGGAGAGGGCCACGAAUUCGCACGGCUUGUGAAAGAGAUUGUGGAGAACCCAAUGCUGAAUGGGUUUGUCAUUCGACUUGACGGCGCUGUGAGGAUGCCUAGCAGGCUGUAA
This is a messenger RNA of Fonsecaea nubica, 870 nucleotides long. RefSeq lists its product as hypothetical. The transcript has a single exon. NCBI's taxonomy places the organism in Eukaryota, Fungi, Ascomycota, Eurotiomycetes, Chaetothyriales, Herpotrichiellaceae. Gene Ontology annotation, molecular function: oxidoreductase activity. The record is from RefSeq and is a predicted model, not a curated record. The coding region runs from base 1 to 870 and encodes 289 amino acids.